Molecule: messenger RNA, 390 nt
Organism: Myxocyprinus asiaticus (Chinese sucker)
Lineage: Eukaryota; Metazoa; Chordata; Actinopteri; Cypriniformes; Catostomidae
Product: calcitonin gene-related peptide 2
Exons: 3
Coding region: 1-390 (129 amino acids)
Cellular component (GO): extracellular region
Molecular function (GO): hormone activity
Source: RefSeq, a predicted model, not a curated record
AUGAAUCAUCUAAAACUGCCCUCCCAGAUUUUGAUUUUCCUUGUGAUGCUGCAUUGUGUUGCAACAGUUCCUCAUAACAGGUACACCCUCUCGUCCAAUGAACAGCCAGAGGAGUUGCGAGAUGGUGAUGGGUGGAUUGUUACAGAUCUGUCUGAAUAUCCCUUCUUGAGUUUUACGGGGCCACGGCCUCAAAGGGGCCUCACUGCAGUGAACAGCCAUCACAUAGAAAAGAGGAAGUGCAAUACAGCGACCUGUGUCACUCAGAGAUUAGCGGACUUUCUCAUCCGAUCCAGCAACACUAUCGGAACCGUCUAUGCGCCAACCAAUGUAGGAGCCAGCACCUAUGGAAAGAGAGAUCUGCUUCAGUCCCCUGGUUAUUUACCCCUUUAG